Metarhizium robertsii ARSEF 23 is the source of this 603-nucleotide messenger RNA. Its product is annotated as Ankyrin repeat-containing domain protein. NCBI's taxonomy places the organism in Eukaryota, Fungi, Ascomycota, Sordariomycetes, Hypocreales, Clavicipitaceae. Bases 1 to 603 code for a protein of 200 amino acids. The record is from RefSeq and is a predicted model, not a curated record. The transcript is spliced from 2 exons. Gene Ontology annotation, molecular function: protein binding.
AUGGCACCGACACUAUCGGAGGAUGAGAUCGAUGAUCUCAUUUACCUCGCUCGAGUUGGAGAAAACGAUGAACUGAAGGAGUCUCUUGCCGCCCUAGCAGAGCGAGAGAAGGUGUCACAUGCCGAGAUCCUGAUUGCGGCUAAGGAUGAAGGCAAAUCAACAGCCUUGCAUAUGGCAACUGGGAAUGGCCACCUGGAAUUUCUCGGUAAUUUGCAUUACGAAACGCUAACUGUGGCCCCCCCAGAGACUGUACGGGAAUUGCUUCGUUGCUUUGAUGGCAGGCCAAAGGAAGAAAAGCAGGCGUUCAUUGAUGAAGCUAAUGAGCACGGAAACACUGGUCUGCACUGGGCAGCUCUUGGCGGCCAUCUUGAUACCGUCAAACUUCUAAUGGACCAUGGUGCCUCGCCAGCCUUGGCAAAUGAGAGAAAUUACGUCCCGCUGGACCUGGCCAAUUUCAACGAUAAGCGGGAGGUUGCCGAGUAUUUCCUAGAGUCUGCCGGCAUGCUUGAAAACAACAACGAGGAGAGCGGUCUGGCCAAUGCAGCCGAGUCGAUUGAGCUCGCCGGGGAUGAAGAUGAUAGGGAGCAGGGAGAGGCUGCAUAA